This is a messenger RNA of Glycine soja, 3192 nucleotides long. RefSeq names its product putative disease resistance protein At1g50180. Gene Ontology annotation, biological process: defense response to other organism. Bases 142 to 2901 code for a protein of 919 amino acids. Gene Ontology annotation, molecular function: ADP binding. The record is from RefSeq and is a predicted model, not a curated record. The transcript is spliced from 4 exons. Lineage: Eukaryota; Viridiplantae; Streptophyta; Magnoliopsida; Fabales; Fabaceae.
UAUUAUAUAUGUAAUAAAAUAUCUUCAAUGGAGCAUCAGAAGAGUGUCUCAGUUGCAGAACCUCACAUUUGGGUGAACAAGAGGUUGACCAUAAGGACUUCAAAUUCUGUACUGAACUGAAUUGAAGACAGAAAAAUCAAGAUGGUUGAGGCUGUUGUGUCCUUUGCAGUUGAAAGGCUUCACGACCUACUUACGGAAGAGGCCAGAUUGUUAAUUGGGGUGAGUGACAAAGUCAAAAGGAUGCAAAAUGAACUAAAGAGGAUGCAAUGCUUCCUAAGAGAUGCUGAGAGAAAGCAGGAUAAAAAUGAUACUAUAAAGAAUUAUAUUUCAGAGGUGAGAAAACUAGCCUAUGAUGCAGAGGAUGUGAUAGAAAUAUAUGCUAUUAAGGUUGCAUUAGGCAUAAGUAUUGGAACUAAAAAUCCACUCACCAAAACUAAACAUCUUCACAAAGUUGGCACUGAGCUCACAUCAAUAAAUUCUCGAAUUGAUGACCUCACAAGAAGCCUACAAAACUAUGGUUUUAUUGCAACAGAAGACAAUGAAGAGGUAUCUGAGGUGCAAAGACAAUUGCGAUGGUCUUAUUCUCACAUAGUUGAAGAGUUCAUUGUUGGCUUAGAUAAGGACAUAGACAAAGUGGUGGAAUGGCUAUUAAAUGAAAAUCAUCAUUGUCAAUUUGUUUAUAUUUGUGGAAUGGGUGGUCUUGGUAAAACUACACUUGCCAAAAGCAUUUACCAUUACAAUGCUAUUAGGCGAAACUUUGAUGGUUUUGCUUGGGCAUAUAUAUCUCAGAAAUGCAAGAAAAGAGAUGUUUGGGAGGGAAUUUUACUGAAGCUUAUUUCUCCUACCAAAGAGGAAAGGGAUGAGAUUAAGAAUAUGACAGAUGAUGAACUGGCAAGGAAGUUGUUUAAAGUUCAGCAAGAUAAAAAAUGUUUGAUAAUCCUGGAUGACAUAUGGAGCAAUGAGGCAUGGGACAUGUUAAGUCCUGCCUUUCCAUCACGAAAUACAAGGAGUAAGAUAGUUUUUACAUCCCGCAAUAAAGACAUUUCAUUGCAUGUAGAUCCUGAAGGCUUGCUCCACGAACCAAGUUGCUUAAAUCCAGAGGACAGUUGGGCAUUGUUUAAGAAAAAAGCUUUUCCAAGACAAGAUAACCCAGAAUCCACGGUUUCUGAUGAGUUUAUAAGAUUAGGCAGAGAAAUGGUUGCAAAGUGUGCUGGUCUGCCUUUGACUAUCAUUGUUCUUGGAGGGCUUUUGGCUACAAAGGAGAGAGUUAGUGACUGGGCUACAAUAGGAGGAGAGGUACGUGAAAAGCGAAAAGUAGAGGAAGUCUUGGAUUUAAGUUACCAGGACUUGCCUUGUCAACUGAAACCAUGUUUUCUCUAUUUAAGUCAAUUCCCUGAAGACUCUGAGAUACCAAGAACUAAACUAAUUCAGCUAUGGGUAGCAGAAGGUGUUGUUUCAUCUCAAUAUGAGACUGAACGGGAUGAGACAAUGGAGGAUGUUGCAGAACGCUACCUAGGUAACUUAAUUAGCCGCUGCAUGGUUCAAGUUGGUCAGAUGGGGUCUACUGGUAGGAUUAAAACCUGUAGGCUCCAUGAUUUAAUGCGUGAUCUGUGUUUGUCAAAGGCCAGAAAAGAAAAUUUUCUUUACAUUAUUAAUGGAUCACAACAAAAUAGUACCAUUGAUGUUGCUUCUUCAUCUAAUUUAUCAGAUGCAAGACGAAUUGAUGAAGUUCGUAGGCUUGCUGUCUUCUUGGAUCAACGUGUUGAUCAAUUGAUUCCACAGGACAAGCAAGUGAAUGAACACCUCAGGUCCCUUGUAUUUUUUCACGACAAGAAGUGUAGGAUGGAAAAUUGGGACCUAGUGAAAGGUGUUUUUGUCGAGUUCAAAUUACUUAGAGUUCUAGAUCUUGAAGGAAUUAAGGGGCUGAAGGGACAGUCAUUGCCUAAAGAAGUGGGAAAUCUUUUAUGGUUGAAGUUUCUGAGUCUGAAAAGGACUCGCAUACAAAUACUGCCAUCUUCCUUGGGAAAUUUGGAGAAUUUGCAAUUCCUAAAUUUGCAAACUGUCAAUAAAGUGAGCUGGGAUUCAACCGUGGAAAUUCCAAAUGUAAUAUGUAAGUUGAAACGGUUGAGGCAUCUAUAUCUUCCAAAUUGGUGUGGGAAUGUUACUAACAACCUGCAACUAGAAAAUUUGACCAAUUUACAGACAUUAGUAAAUUUUCCUGCCAGCAAAUGUGAUGUAAAAGAUCUAUUGAAGCUGAAAAAACUCAGAAAGUUAGUACUGAAUGACCCUAGACAUUUUCAAAAAUUUAGUGAAAGUUUCAGUCCCCCUAAUAAAAGGUUGGAUUGCCUUCUAUCCUUGUCUUUAAGGACUGACAUGCUUUCCUUCCCUGAAAAUGUAGUAGAUGUUGAAAAAUUGGUGCUGGGCUGUCCUUUCCUCCGAAAAUUGCAGGUCGAAGGGCGGAUGGAAAGGCUGCCAGCAGCCUCACUGUUUCCUCCACAGCUUUCAAAGUUGACUUUAUGGGGCUGUAGACUUGUGGAAGACCCAAUGGUAACAUUAGAGAAGCUUCCUAACUUGAAGUUUCUAAAUGGGUGGGAUAUGUUUGUUGGAAAGAAAAUGGCAUGCUCACCAAAUGGUUUUCCUCAACUGAAGGUUUUAGUACUUCGCGGCUUGCCUAAUUUACAUCAGUGGACAAUAGAGGAUCAAGCCAUGCCCAAUCUUUACCGAUUGAGCAUAUCUGAUUGCAACAAUUUAAGGACGGUUCCUGAUGGACUAAAAUUUAUCACUACUCUUCGGGAGCUAGAAAUCAGAUGGAUGCCUAAAUCAUUCAAGACCAGGCUUGGAACUGCUGGGGAGGAUUACCACAAAGUCCAACAUGUGCCAUCUAUUGUAUUUUUGAACUAAGGAUUGAAGCAAUAUCCUCUCCUCUCGUGCUUCCAGAAGCUAAGGUUCCAUGUAAACCCUUAACUUCCAGAAGCAUAUCCCAUCCAUUUGGUGGGCCUCUAUGUUCGUACUUUGCAUUGUGUCUUGAUGGAUUCAGAUACACUUAUUUAAUAUGCUUUUAUAUUUGCAAGAUUGUUUUUAGAAUAGAUUUUCCGAGUGUAAUGCGAAACUAGCUUGUAACUCAUAUUUAGUGAGAAAACCCCUCUUAUUUAAGGAAAUAAUAAAGAUUACCUGAUCUUCUAUGGAUGAAUA